AUGAUCCGUGUUGAGUGUUCACACUGCAAAGCUCUGCAUUUCGUUCAAGAACGCAUCGGGGGCAGCUCUGCCGCAAGGCCCAUUUUUUCCACAUGCUGUGGGAAGGGGAAGCUGUCAUUGCCGCUUCUCCCCGAACCGCCAGCUCUUCUGCGCUCUCUUCUCAUCGAUGAUACUCCAAGGGCCCGCAGCUUCCGUAAGAACAUUCGAGCAUACAAUGUAGCGCUAUCCAUGGCAUCCGUGGUCGCCAAAUGGGUGAACAGAGGUCCCGGUCCUUCUAAUUUUAACCCCACAAUGACGAUGCAGGGCGGGAUACAACUGGAAGAGGCACUGAUGACGCAACUGACACACAUGCUGCACGAAUGCAACCCCUACGUGCAGACGUUUCUGUGUAUGCGAGAAUGGGCUCAAUCUCCUCACAACAACUGUCCUGCCACGUACCAGAUGGUCAUCCAUGCCGACCGCAGGCCAAGUCAUGAGCACGUGCGCCGGUACAAUGGUCCCGAAGUUUCUGAAGUCGCCGCAUUGAUCCCUGGAAAUGAAGACGGAGAGAUUGGGCGAAGAGAUAUCGUCGUGCGCAGGAGAGGGACUCUGAACAGUAACGGGAACGAAGUGCUGGAUCCGAUUUCAGUCAGUCAUCGCGCAUACGAUCCAUUGAGUUACGUGCUUUUGUUCCCGAACGGUAGAGAUGGAUGGUAUCCAGAGCUUCGAUUCUCCAGUGUUCAAGACGGCAGACGUACCAAGAUUACUCCGAUGAUGUACUACGGAUGGCAUUUGUUCGAAAGAGCAGGCGACUUCAGCACAAUCUUGCACGCAGCACGACUCUUUCAGCAAUACUUGGUUGACCAGUUCUGCAAAGUGGAGGCAGAAAGGCUUUCUUAUCUCCGCCACAACCAGACACAACUUCGAGCCGCCGACUACACCUCACUGCGCGACAGCCUAGGAGACUCCGGUCGUGCUGAAGAUGAAGCCGAUGCCGUGCGUGCGGGACGACUGUUCAUUCUCCCUUCCACGUACAUUGGAGGUGACCGCUAUAUGAGGCAGCAGAUGCACGACAUCAUUGCUAUAUCGAACCAAAUUGGCCACCCGGACAUCUUCCUCACCAUGACAUGCAAUCCAAGCUGGCCGGAGAUCACAAGAGCCCUACUGCCGAACCAAACGCCUCAGGACAGACCGGAUCUGUGCGCACGUGUGUUUCGUCUGAAAAUGAAAGAUCUCAUGUCCUUGGUCAUCAACGAAGAAGUAUUCGGAACCGUUGUUUCCCAUGUACGAGUCAUCGAGUUUCAGAAACGCGGUCUUCCCCACGCUCACGUUGUAUUUUUCCUAGAUGAAGUCUCCAAGAAUGAUCUGCGUACUCCCGAAAACGUCGACCGCAUUAUCUCUGCCGAGAUCCCGUCUGCCCAAGAUCCAGAACUCCAAGAGGUCGUACUCAAGCAUAUGAUUCACAAUCCAUGUGGAGAACACAAUCCAACAGCCGUGUGCAUGGGCGAGCGGUACUGCAGGAAAGGGUUUCCAAAAUCGUUCAAACACGAAACCAGCCAGUCCGACAGUGAGUACUACAUCACGUACCGAAGAAGGGCACCCUCUGCAGGUGGCCAACCCGUCGUGGUAGACAACUCCUGGGUCGUUCCCUACAGUCCUGUGCUUCUGCGUUCAUUUGCUUGCCAUUUGAAUGUUGAACUCUGCGUGUCACGCGUUGGCGGAAUCAAGUACCUCUUCAAGUAUGUGUGCAAGGGACAAGACCGAGCCGCAUGGAGGUUAUUCUCCUUUGACAUUGUAGACCGCAAUCCUCCAGUAGUCAAGCUUGCAGUGCAUCUGCCCAACCACCACACGGUUUACUUUGAGGAAGGGCAAGAGCAGGAGGCGGCGCUUCGACCAGCAACAGGCACGAAGCUGACCGAGUGGUUUAAAGCCAACGAGAAGUACCCAAGCGCGCGGCAUAUUCGGUACCACAAGUUUCCAAGGUACUUUACGUGGAAGACACACACCAAGUCAUGGACCUGCGAUUUCAGUGGUACAGGUGUCAACGUAGUCGGUCGAAUCUACACUGUCAGUCCGAGGGAGGGUGAGCGCUACUUUCUUCGCCUCCUCCUCACACAAGUGCCAGGUGCAACAUCCUUUGAGAACUUGCGAAAUAUCGACGGCGAGCAGGGCACCAGCUUCCGACAAGCUUGCUUACGACUCGGUUUGCUGGCCGACGAUGCCGAGUGGAAGCACGCAAUCCGAGAUUCAUUCCGGUCAGGCUUCGUUCCUCUUUCUCAUCUGUUUGCUACGAUUCUGGCACACUGCCAGCCUUCGGACCCUCUGUUGCUGUGGAACGACCACCUGGACAUGUUUCUCACCGAUAUUUGCAAUCGUGCACGCGGACAACCUAUUCGAAGACAGCAGCUUCGCGAUGAUCACCACGCCACAUCUUACGUGCUUGGAGAGGUACAGGAGGCCCUGCAGAUCCGCAGCAGUGGGAAGAGCGACUACAGACGUUGUUGCCGCUACUUCCUUCGUACGCGCCGUAAGCAAGUCAUCGCUGUCGCUACGUCUGCUGUUGCUGCUGUGUUGCUCGACGGUGGACGCACCGCUCAUUCCGUGUUCAAGGUUUCCAUUCCUGUAUCUGCCGAAAGCACGUGCAGCUUCUCCGCAAACUCCGACACUGGCCGUACACUGCAACAAGUCGAUCUCAUCAUAUGGGACGAGAUCGUCAUGUGCCAUCGACAUUGCAUUGAGACUGUCGAUCGCUCCCUUCGCGACUUGAUGCAAACCGACCGGCCCUUCGGUGGAAAGUUCCUCGUGCUCGCUGGAGACUUUAGACAAAUCCUUCCCGUCGUUCCGGGCGGGUCCCGAGGUCAAAUCGUGAGCGCGUGCGUCAAGGCUUCCCCGCUGUAUCGAGAGUGCCGAUUCCUGCGCCUUACCGAGAACAUGCGCCUUGCUGCUCUCCGAGCGGACCCUGCAGCAGAUGUGGAGGCUCUCAACUUUCCAGAGUUCCUCCUCAGCGUCGGGGAAGGCAGAAUUAACGGCGAACAGCGCCCGGAAUGGAUCUCACUACCACACGCAGACAAGGUCGAGAACGAAGACACCAACGCGCUAAUCUAUCCCACAGAAAUGCUCAACACCUUGACCGACGGAUCUGCUCUACCACACCACAAGCUCAAGCUCAAGAAGGGCCUCAUCGUCAUGCUUCUGCGCAAUAUCGAUCCCGCUACCGGUCACGUCAACGGCGCGCGAUAUGUCAUCGAGAACAUGACCAACAACCUGCUCUUUCUACGCGUUACCACCGGAUCACACCAAGGCAACAGACUGUGUCUUCUUCGAAUGCCCUGCGGACCAGGAGACGACAACUUUCCCAUCCCUGGCUUCACCCGAACGCAGUUCCCCAUUCGCACGUGCUUCGCCCUUACAACAAACAAAGCGCAAGGCCAAUCCUUCGGUGGCCGCAUUGGUCUCGACUUACGAGAUCACUGCUUCUCGCACGGUCAACUCUACGUCGCACUAUCAAGGACUACUCACCCAGGGAACGUCACUGUCCUCACUCGAGAGUCCAAUGAAACAACGCGAAACAUAGUGUACCCCGAGGUCCUUCAGUAG
Molecule: messenger RNA, 3576 nt
Organism: Chondrus crispus (carragheen)
Lineage: Eukaryota; Rhodophyta; Florideophyceae; Gigartinales; Gigartinaceae
Exons: 8
Coding region: 1-3576 (1191 amino acids)
Biological process (GO): DNA repair; telomere maintenance
Molecular function (GO): DNA helicase activity
Source: RefSeq, a predicted model, not a curated record